Callorhinchus milii (elephant shark) is the source of this 1224-nucleotide messenger RNA. RefSeq names its product ankyrin and armadillo repeat-containing protein-like. The transcript has 7 exons. The record is from RefSeq and is a predicted model, not a curated record. Lineage: Eukaryota; Metazoa; Chordata; Chondrichthyes; Chimaeriformes; Callorhinchidae. Bases 616 to 924 code for a protein of 102 amino acids.
UGCGGGCUGACAGGUCGGUGCGGGCUGACAGGUCGGUGCGGGCUGACUGGUCGGUGCGGGCUGACAGGUCGGUGCGGACUGACAGGUCGGUGCGGGUUUUAGUUGUUUGCACUUUCCGAGAAUCAAAGCAAUGUAAAGGAUCAGUUUCUGAACCGCCCCCAAGUGAACCCGGAAGGUUCCGCCCGGUGACGGCCAACAAACAGCGGCUCUUGAACUGAGCGAAAGGGAAGACUUCCUUCGACCGGGAAUCCGCAAUAUGUGUUUGAGAAAAUUGCACAAUUUCGGGGCAGUCACCGACCUCCGCAGCACCGGUCAGUGACUGAGGAUCCGCGGCCACUGCUUUUAUUGGUAAUCCAGAUGUGCAGCCAACUUUACUGAACUCUGACUGCAUUUCAUUACUGAUAUCAGCGAAUCGUGAGAUGCUGGAGCUGCUUUACACACGUACAUCCAGCUUCUCCGCCUCUUGUAUUCGCUGGAGGCUGAGGUGCGGCUGCUUACUGGAGCAGGUCUGGCCACCUUUGCCUUCAACAACAUCAGCCACCAGUGAGCCAUUGCACAGGCAGGUUGGGUCCUGUGGAAAACUCUGCAGCCACUCCUCCAGUUACAGAACCAACUAUGUCAAGUCAACAUUGCAUUCCAGGAGUUCCGGCUGCCAUUGUGUCUGCAAAUGUUGUGCAUUUGCUGUGUGACCUCUUGUCCAGUCCUGAAGAGCAGGCCCAGGGCUCGGCCGCUAUCGCCCUUGGCUUCCUCAGCUUCCACCACCAGGCGGAGAGGCAGUUGCUGAAACGGUGCCGACUGGAGCUUCAGCUCAUGAGGAUCCUCCUUCACUACAAUAGGCACCACAAGCUGGCCAGCACUUUCCUAGAUAGAUGGAAACACGUGAAGGAGUUGGGGCUCUCUCCUCUCUGUAAGCACAAGGUGUAGUUGCUGAGCAACUCUUGCUGCAUCAACAUGAGAACUUUUGAGUGUAAAUGGAUGCCUCUUCUGCAAACCUGAGACUGCAGCAGACCACAGUGUAACCAUACUCCAGCAAAAGCCAGCACUGGAGGAUCGCAGUAAACCAAACCACACACUAACGUACGUGGUAACAGAGAGCCACUGUCCCUGUGAAGAGCACUACCUGCUUUAUUUCUCGUGUCUUCCUUUUGAUCUAACUUCUCGUCUUCCGCAGAUUCUGAUGGUUGUUUCAUGACAACAUUUGCAAAGUAGCAAAACAAACAAAAU